Messenger RNA from Myxocyprinus asiaticus (Chinese sucker), 953 nucleotides. RefSeq names its product phospholipase A and acyltransferase 3-like. The transcript has 5 exons. NCBI's taxonomy places the organism in Eukaryota, Metazoa, Chordata, Actinopteri, Cypriniformes, Catostomidae. The coding region runs from base 49 to 609 and encodes 186 amino acids. The record is from RefSeq and is a predicted model, not a curated record. Gene Ontology annotation, biological process: N-acylphosphatidylethanolamine metabolic process. Gene Ontology annotation, molecular function: A2-type glycerophospholipase activity; glycerophospholipid phospholipase A1 activity. Gene Ontology annotation, cellular component: cytoplasm.
AUGAUCUGACGUACAGCUCACAUUUGUUUCCGAGACCAACAAUGUCUAAUGUCAGGAUUCGUAUCAAACCCAGUACAGCUGUUUGCUGAGGUUGCCAUGGCGCCGACUAAGUAUGAUGUGAAGCCGGAGCCUGGAGAUCUCAUUGAAAUCUUCAGAGUUGGAUACCAGCACUGGGCUAUUUAUGUGGGUGAUGGUUAUGUCAUUCAUCUGGCUCCACCCUCUGAGCAUGCUCAAGCUGGGGCCUCCAGUAUUAUGUCUGUAUUGUAUGACAGAGCCAUAGUGAAGAAAGAGGAACUUUGGAGUGUAGUUGGCAAUGAUAAGUACAAUAUCAACAACCUUCUGGAUGACAAAUAUGAGCCUCGGCUGGUCAGAGAUAUCAUACAAGAGGCCCAGAGUCUUUUGGGAAAGGAACUUCCGUAUUGUGUGUUUAGAGGGAACUGUGAGCACUUCGUUACAGAGCUGAGAUACGGGAAGCCACAGUCUCGCCAGGUGCGAAAAGCGGUGGAGAUGGGUGUUGGAUUUGGCCUUGCUGCAAUGAUUGGCUUUGGAGUUCUCGCAAUUGCUGCAGACAUAUUUGGUUCAAAAGACAAAGAGAAGCAGACGCAGUGAGCACUGGGAAACGAAGAACUGAAAGCACAGUUGUGGAGACCUUUUAAAAUUGUAAAAAUAAUCAUUAAAACAUCAAUCUAGUAAGUUGUCUGAACCCAUUGGCCAAAAAAGUCAGUGUAGGCUUAGUUUUAUGAGCACAAAUGGAAUCUUCAUAAACAGAACGUUACAGCAAAAAAACAAAACCAUCCCAUCUGUUGUUUGGUAACAAAGCAAUAUUGCAUUUAACCACUGUUAAAAAAAUUACAAAAGCUUCAAGGAAACUUUGAUGUCAUACUUUAUAUUUUGAUACCUGUACUAAUGUUUUGAUGACUACAUAACUGAAAAUAAAAUAUGUUACGUGAUAA